Molecule: messenger RNA, 1212 nt
Organism: Macrosiphum euphorbiae (potato aphid)
Lineage: Eukaryota; Metazoa; Arthropoda; Insecta; Hemiptera; Aphididae
Source: the annotation of a GenBank genome assembly
AUGGCAGUCCGACCUGAGAAAUUCACCAUGAGGAGCAUUGCUCGAGUAGCGUUCGUCCUGAUCACCUACAGUGCAUCGCGUGCAUGUGCAAGAUUUUCAUUCAAUACCCAGGACUUGGUAUUGUUGGUGAAUGAUUCGGCAACACUCACCUUGACCUUAACGGACAAUGUACCAGAAAAUACCACAUUAAUCCUCAGCACUAAUCAUAAGGACUUACUGACGACAAAUAUUUCAAAAAUAGAAGUCACCAAUUCUACAGGUCCAAAUGUAUGGCCAGUAGAGUUGUUUGGUCAUGAUGCCGGCCACGAUUUAUUAAAAGUUGAUGCUUAUCCUUCUUCCAUAAAAUCAAGUGAUGCUUUUGUACGAGUCACUCUGCAACAUUCUAAUGAAUUGGCUUUAUUCAGUGUUGUUGUUGGAUGGAUUUAUUUUGUUGCAUGGUCAAUAUCAUUCUAUCCUCAGAUGUAUGAAAACUGGAAACGUAAAAGUGUUGUGGGUUUAAAUUUUGACUUUAUUGCAUUGAACUUGAUUGGAUUUAUGUUAUAUUCAAUGUUCAAUGUUGGUUUAUGGAUACCUGAAAUUGAAAAAGACUACUCUGCCCGAAAUCCUCGUGGACUAAAUCCAGUUCAAUUAAACGACAUAUUCUUUUCUAUUCAUGCUGUAUUUGCUACUUUAAUAACUGUGACUCAAUGUUAUUUUUAUGAGAAAGGUGAUCAACAAGUUUCUCGGACAGCGAAAUCAAUCAUGUCCUUUUACGGAUUACUAAUAGCCAUACUAUUAGUUCUAGUAUAUUUACAAAAGAUAGUAUGGCUGGACUUCCUUUAUUAUUGCUCAUAUAUCAAGUUGACCAUAACACUCAUCAAAUACAUUCCACAAGCGGUAAUGAAUUACAAGCGUAAGAGUACAAUUGGUUGGAGUAUCGGCAACAUAUUCUUAGAUUUCACAGGAGGAUUACUUAGUAUAUUGCAGAUGAUCAUCAACGCAUAUAACUACAAUGAUUGGGCCUCAGUGUUUGGCGAUCCGACCAAAUUUGGUUUGGGUUUGCUGUCAGUGAUUUUUGACAUAUUGUUUUUCCUACAACAUUAUGUAUUCUACAGUGGAGUUAACUAUGCAGAGUUUGAAAAUUGUAAUGUGGUAGAAGUGGAGGAUGAUGAGGUUACUAAUUCAGAAGAGCACACUAAACCAACUGAUAAACCAGAUGACCAGAUAUGUUAA